AUUGUCAAACGUUUCACCAUCAAAAUGCACAGGUACUGAAAUGCGACAUGUUGUUUCGCAGGUUUACUGCAGGACGCCUUGAAAGUAAUUCAGCCGCAUUCUAUGAAUGCCACAGUCGGUGAAGAUGUCGUUUUGAACUGCACCUUCAAAUCCAGUUCCACGGUAGGAAGCGCAAACUGGUACAAGGAUGGAGUCAAUAUCUCAAACGUCACCCAGCCGUAUAGAGGAAGACUCGUAUUCAGCAGCACGAACUCUUUCAAGGCGAAAGAUGCGUCCCUAAAGAUUGUCAAUGUUAGCGUGUCGGAUUCUGGAAACUAUACCUGUCAGGUGGAAGCUCUUGGAGACAGUGCAGGCUGUGGAUCAGGCACUUUGCUCGUUGUUGGUCCUAAGAGAAUCGCAGACAAGUCUGAUGUGCUUGACGUCAGUAUAUGGACAAUAAUCCCGGUGGCUGUAGCUGUUUUUACUGUGAUAAUAAUUGUUAUCAUAUCUCUGUGUUUUGUUCUGCAGCGAAGAGACCAAAGAAGGACAGAGAGCAGGCGUGAGGGAAUAUAUCAAAAUGUCGGAACAGGAAAUGUACAGUUGAACUCCAUUCUGGCUGAAGAAGACAUCCCUCAGUACUUUGUUUUAUCAGAUGAAGAUCUUGUAUAUGCUGCUAUAGACUUGGAAGAGCCCACCCAUUGGCUAUCAGAUGUGAACGUGAGCCCUGUCAUAUAUUCAGCUUUGAGGGAAGUCCAGUGAACCAAUAGUGAUGGCAUUCAGAACGCAUUUCUAUGAAAGCUUAGUAUUGCACUAGACGUCACCCACCCUGUUAGGUCACAAGGUUGAUUUGUUGUGCAGUGAAUAUUUUCUGACUGUGCCCCGUUUCGAGUUUAUAAAAUGGACCACAGUAUGUUUGAAGUAAAAAAGGGAAGAAAAGAAUAAAAACUUGUAUCUACGGUUAAACAUGGAGGGGGUUCGAUC
Messenger RNA from Acipenser ruthenus (sterlet), 960 nucleotides. Its product is annotated as natural cytotoxicity triggering receptor 3-like. The transcript has 6 exons. The record is from RefSeq and is a predicted model, not a curated record. Lineage: Eukaryota; Metazoa; Chordata; Actinopteri; Acipenseriformes; Acipenseridae. The coding region runs from base 103 to 738 and encodes 211 amino acids. Gene Ontology annotation, biological process: immune response-activating cell surface receptor signaling pathway; positive regulation of natural killer cell mediated cytotoxicity.